Messenger RNA from Melospiza melodia melodia, 2607 nucleotides. It is a transcript of the gene FOXF1, whose product is annotated as forkhead box F1. Gene Ontology annotation, molecular function: DNA-binding transcription factor activity, RNA polymerase II-specific; RNA polymerase II cis-regulatory region sequence-specific DNA binding. Gene Ontology annotation, cellular component: nucleus. NCBI's taxonomy places the organism in Eukaryota, Metazoa, Chordata, Aves, Passeriformes, Passerellidae. The coding region runs from base 63 to 1283 and encodes 406 amino acids. The record is from RefSeq and is a predicted model, not a curated record. Gene Ontology annotation, biological process: regulation of transcription by RNA polymerase II; animal organ morphogenesis. The transcript is spliced from 2 exons.
GGCAGCAGGAGGAGGAGGAGGAGGGCCGGGGCUGGGGCUGGCCGCCGCGGACCUGGCCGUAGAUGACUGCAGAAGCGCAGCAGGCUCUGUCCUCUCAGCCCCCUCCUCCUCCGGUGCAGAGCAGCUACGGCCCCAUGUCCUCGGUGGCUGAGAAGCAGCCGCAGAGCUCGGCCAUGGACGCCGCCUCCGCGGGGACCGGCGGCGCGGCCGGCAGCGCCCCGGGCAGCGGCGGGGCCCCGGGCGGCGGCGGCCCCAAGGCGAAGAAGACGAACGCGGGGAUCCGGCGGCCGGAGAAGCCGCCUUAUUCCUACAUCGCCCUCAUCGUCAUGGCUAUCCAGAGCUCUCCCUCCAAACGCCUGACCCUCAGCGAGAUCUACCAGUUCUUGCAGAGCCGCUUCCCUUUCUUCCGAGGCUCCUACCAGGGCUGGAAAAACUCGGUGCGCCACAACCUCUCGCUCAACGAGUGCUUCAUCAAGCUGCCCAAGGGCUUGGGACGCCCGGGCAAGGGCCACUACUGGACCAUCGACCCGGCCAGCGAGUUCAUGUUCGAGGAGGGCUCGUUCCGCCGCCGGCCCCGCGGGUUCCGGAGGAAAUGCCAGGCGCUGAAGCCCAUGUACAGCAUGAUGAACGGGCUCAGCUUCAACCACCUCCCCGACAGCUACGGCUUCCAGGGCUCGGCCGGCGGGCUCUCCUGCCCCCCCAACAGCCUCUCCCUCGAAGGGGGCUUGGGGAUGAUGAACGGGCAUUUGUCCAGCAACGUGGAGGGGAUGGGCCUGGCGGGACACUCCGUGCCCCACCUGCCCGCCAACGGUGGGCACAGCUACAUGGGCGGCUGCACCGGCUCCACGGCCGGGGAAUACCCGCACCACGACAGCUCCGUGCCCGCGUCCCCGCUGCUCCCCGCCGGCGGCGUGAUGGAGCCGCACUCGGUUUACUCCAGCUCGGCCUCGGCGUGGGCGCCCAGCGCCUCGGCGGCCCUCAACACCGGCGCGUCCUACAUCAAGCAGCAGCCCCUGUCGCCCUGCAACCCCACGGCCAACCCGCUCUCCUCCAGCCUCUCCACGCAUUCCCUGGACCAGCCCUACCUGCACCAGAACAGCCACAACACCGCCGACCUCCAAGGCAUCCCGCGGUAUCACUCGCAGUCUCCGAGCAUGUGCGACCGAAAGGAAUUCGUCUUCUCUUUCAACGCCAUGGCCUCCUCCUCCAUGCAUUCGGCGGGCAGCGGCUCCUAUUACCACCAACAAGUGACAUACCAGGACAUCAAGCCGUGCGUUAUGUGAGCCGAGCCGGGCCCGACAAACGCCGCUCCUGGGGCCGGAGCCGGGCCAUGAGCAUCCCCCAGGACGCUCCGGGUGCCAGGGGAUGUUCCAUGUGCCAUGUGCCAUGUCCCAACCUGGCUUUGAGCAGCAGGAACAGACCGGACCGGGCAAUGAGCAUCCCCCAAGGACGCUCUGGGUGCCGAGGGAUGUCCCAUAUCCUAUGUCCCCAUGUCCCAGCAAGGCUUUGGGCAGCAGGAAUGGACCAGACCGGGCCCUGAGCAUCCCCCAGGACGCUCUGGGUGCCAGGGGAUGUCCCAUGUCCUAUGUGCCCAUGUCCCAGCCUGGCUUUGGGCAGCAGGAACGGACCGGAGCUCCGGCAGCGAGCUGAGCAUCGAGCCCGUCUGUGCCUCCUUCUUCUGCUCGGGGAGGGAUGGAGGAGAAAGCAAAAGCAGCCCCACCGUCCAUCCCGAAAGCCCCGGCUGCGAGUUUGGGGUGAGGCUUUGCUAAAUGAAGGUUUUGAUGCUUCUUAAAAAAAAAAAAAAAGAAAUUGCAAACUCAGUUUGGGAGUUGGCGGCGAGCGAUGGGGGCUGGAAAAGACCCCAAACUCAAAUCCCCUCGGUGCCGUCUCACUUCGAGCCCGGAAAAAAAUGCUUUUAAAAAAUUUUUCCUUCCUUUUUUUAAUUUUUUUUUUUUUUUUUGCCGGCCAACACCCAGCGGGCAAAAAAAUCUCUCAGAGGGAUUUUUCGGAACUAUGAAUUUUGGGGUUUUUUGCCUGCAUAAAGACUGCAGGAUCAGACCCUAUGCAGAGAGAACAAGGCACUUUGGAAAGAGACAGCCAUGCUCAUCCUGUUAUUUAUUCUACAAUUCUUUUUUUUUGUUGUUUUUGUUGUUGUUGCUAAUAAUCGAGACACAAAUAGUCUCAGUUGAUCAGUAUUAAAUCGGGGAAUCUCUGUUGGCAAUAUUUGCCAUAUGGAUUUGGGUUUUUUUAGUUAACCUUUGUAAAUUUGCAAGCGACCGUGGUCUCUGUGUAAAGACAAUCCUCCAUAUGUUUUUAUAGAAAUAUAUAUAUAAUGAAGGAUUAUUCCCCUCCCUCCCCUCUCUAUUUUUUUUUUUCCACCCUGACGUUGUACAGUUCGGUGACACCUAUUUUAAUUCUUUCUGCACUGUAUAAAAUUGUAAUUAUGUGGGUUUGUUUUUUUGAUUUUUUCGCCUUUUUUUUUUUUUGUGUAUGUUUUGUCCCUAAAGAAAAAAAAAAUCCCAAAAUAAAACCUGUAUGUUAUUUGUACAUGGGCUUCGCGAUUGUAUGAGCAGCAAAUAAACGAGCAUGCGGUGUAAUUAAGCUUAA